GAGCUAACUAGUGAUGGCUUUUGGAGCAUUAUAGCUUAAGAGUUUCAUAAUAUUUAGAAUUGGAGCUAUUUUGUAUCUAAGAAUAGGACGAGGUGUUCCUUUAGUGUAAAUUACAGUUUAGACUUAUUGGUAUAUGUACAUAUUUGUAUCUGUAUGGACAUGUUCAACCUAAUGCUGGGGUUUAGUCAGCUUAAUAAUCUUUACUGGACGCUUUUCAAUCUUGAAACUUGACCUUCUUUAAACUUAUUCCAUUGUACUUGGGAAGAUUUAGUUAGUGAUAAUGUGUAUUUAAGAAAGCUAAUUGUUUUUGCACUGUCGCGUACUAGUUCAAUUUUGAUACUGUUCCUCACUUCCUAUACCCUUGGCUCUUUAUGUGGUUGGGACUUGGGAAUAUCAUUAUAUAUUACAAUAAAAUGUAGUAUCACUAUGAUUUUUGAGAAACCUGUUAACAUAGUCCUUCCUCUUUGGUGGGAAGAAAACAAAUCAGAAUCUUAUAUGCUACAGUUUUGAGAUUGAUUUUCUCUCCCUUGUUUUACUUUCCGUUUCCAUGUCAGUCCGUUCUUCUACUGAGCAUAAAAUAGGGAAGAUCAGCACCCAAGGGUGUGGCCUAGCGGCUAGCAGUAAGGAAUGGGCAUGAGAGAUCAAGGUUCAAAUCCCAUCAGAGCAGCAAAAUACCUUAUGUGAUUUCUUUCCAUUUGUAAGCCCUGGUGGAUAGAGUUAGGCAUCACCUUGAGCCAAUCUUAUUCAAUGGAUUAUGACUUCUUCACUUAAGCGUUCUAUCGAAUUUUCAUUGAUGGACUAGUGGACUCAUUCGACUCAUCUAGUGGAUUAGUUGAGGUGCACACAAGCAAGUGGGAUACCCCUGUUAUUUAAAAAUAAAGGAACAUCAAGAUAAAAGGGAAGAAAUUGGAUCGAUCCUCCUACAUGCUAGUUUGAACGAUGAUGAUCCUCUCUCUCUCUCUCUGUGUUUUUUAUAUGUCAAUCUCCUGUUAUACUUGGCAGAAAAUGGGGCAUUUUGGAGAACACUUUACAAUUGGCAUGUUUAUUUCACAAGGUUUUACUGAUUACAAACAAAAUUUACAAGGUUUGGCACUUUGGUUAAAUAUUUCUUGGGACAAGCCAAUAGUAUAGGCAGGUGGGCAGCUCUCUCUACUAUCUCUCUAAGACAUUAUUUUUUGUGUGUUGUUUUAUUCUAAUAGUCUCUACUCCAUUCUAUUAUAUGAAAAUAAAAUGUAAGGAAUUGAAGUAACCUGUAUCAGCUUUGUGUCUUUGCUUCAGAAAAAUUGAAGUGGCCCGUAUUUUACUCCACUAGGGCAAGGACAUAUUUCAGUCGCACUUACUAAUAGAAUAUAAAAAGAAGAGAGCACAUGGCAACGGAUGCCACAUAUUUGUUUUGUAAAGAAAUUGCUGUGACUCUUCGUCUUCUGGACGUUUCUUUUUUCAACGGGGAAAAUGAUUUGGCUUAAGCACUUCAUAACUUUUAUGUACUUGCAUACGUAUUUAGUCCUAUUUUAUACACUUAUUAUGUGUUUGCAUUUUAGUCUCUUUUUCCUCUUUUUGCAGGUUAUAUCAGAAAUAAUUGAAACCUGCCGAGCUCAUGAUUUUACAGAUGUAAUUUUGGUCCAUGAGCAUCGUGGUGUGCCUGAUGGUAUUAUCAUUAGCCAUCUGCCAUUUGGUCCAACUGCUUACUUUGGAUUGCUCAAUGUGGUCACGAGACAUGAUAUAAAGGACAAAACAUCUAUUGGAACCAUGCCGGAGGCGUACCCACAUCUGAUUUUUGACAAAUUGUCAACAAAGCUUGGUGAGAGGACAGUUAACAUCCUAAAGCAUUUGUUUCCAGUACCCAAGCCUGAUACAAAACGUAUUAUCACAUUUGCUAAUCAGUCGGACUACAUUUCAUUCAGGUUAGUUUCUUGUUUGUAGUAGUUAAAUUACUUAAAAAUUAAUGGUGUCAUACGAGCAGAAUGAAGCUUGUAAAGUGUAUCUUUGGCAUUGGCUAUCCUUAAACAAGUAGAUAUAUAUCUGACUUCUGUUUCAAUAGAUUGCACCCGACCAUGUUCUAUUAUUUUUUCUUUUUGGUAACAUUUUAUUUCUUUUUCAAAGUCCAUCAUUUCAAGGAUGUCUCUUUUAGUUGUUUCA
Molecule: messenger RNA, 2139 nt
Organism: Nicotiana tabacum (common tobacco)
Lineage: Eukaryota; Viridiplantae; Streptophyta; Magnoliopsida; Solanales; Solanaceae
Source: RefSeq, a predicted model, not a curated record